Molecule: messenger RNA, 693 nt
Organism: Lachancea nothofagi CBS 11611
Lineage: Eukaryota; Fungi; Ascomycota; Saccharomycetes; Saccharomycetales; Saccharomycetaceae
Source: the annotation of a GenBank genome assembly
AUGGCAGCAAACAGCUCAAACCAGUUGGCAAUAUAUGAGCGGAGUCUGGAGAGGGAAAUUGACAAUAAAGAAUACUUCCUACAGCAGGUGACAGAUGCUCUAGCCAAACUGAAAUCGAGCGGUCCAGACACGAAGCUCAAUAGUGACCAAGAUCUAUGGAUAGAGUUCUUGGGGAAGCCCAUGUUCUCCCCUGAUAGAUCCGAUCCCAUAGGCCUCAGCCUUGCUUUUUGCGAAAACAGAACCCGUCUUAAGACAAGUCGAGAGUAUCUCGAAAGUGAUUCUUUGGAACCUCUUCGAGAAAUCCUUGCGACGCAAGAAUCGCUUAAUCAGGGUGUACAAACACUAACAACACUUUUGAAUCAGAGGCUUUCAGAAAAUAGCCCUCAGCUUCAUGAUCGGCAACAAGAUGGCCCCGAAACGCGGAAUUCUAAUCUCUGGCGUAUUCUGCAUACACUUAUUGAGAACUUCGUCGCCAUAGACCUCUGCCCAGAUGGCGCUGAUAGUGAUCUCGUUGCCGAAAGAAUGCAGAACCUAAUGAAGCGCUUGAUUAAAAGAGACGAAAGCCUUACGGCAAAUGACUUUGAAGGCAACUACUCCUCGGGUCUUUACCGAUUACUAUUGAGGUCUAACUGUCUAUGUAAAUCACAAGAUGGGUCUCAUAUUCACUUGAUUAACUUCUUGGACGAAUUUUGA